AGCGGGAGCAGCGGGUGCCGCGCCGGGGCUGCGGGCCGUCAAGGGCCCCGCCGCCGUCUUGAGAGUCGGAGGAGGCGGUAGUGAAAAAGAAUAUCAAGAUGAGUAAAAAGCCUCCAAAUCGUCCUGGAAUCACAUUUGAGAUUGGUGCUCGUUUGGAGGCACUGGACUAUUUACAAAAAUGGUAUCCAUCUCGUAUUGAGAAGAUAGACUAUGAGGAGGGGAAGAUGCUGGUCCAUUUUGAACGUUGGAGUCAUCGCUAUGAUGAGUGGAUUUACUGGGACAGCAACAGGUUGCGACCCUUGGAGCGACCAGCAUUAAGGAAAGAAGGGCUGAAAGACGAUGAAGAAUUUGUUGAUUUUAAGCCUGGUGAAGAAGUCCUAGCUCGUUGGACAGAUUGUCGAUAUUACCCCGCAAAGAUUGAAGCAAUUAAUAAGGAGGGAACAUUCACAGUACAGUUCUAUGAUGGUGUCAUUCGAUGUCUUAAGAGAAUGCAUAUCAAAUCUAUGCCUGAGGAUGCAAAAGGGCAGGCGCGCGAGAGGGAGCAGAUAGCGCCGGAGCUGAGAUUAGUGACGGAAGUCGAACCAAAAGAAGAUUGGAUAGCUUUGGUCAAAGCUGCUGCUGCUGCAGCAGCCAAGAACAAAGCAGGAACUAAACCUAGAACCAGCGCAAACAGCAAUAAAGAUAAGGAGGAGAGAAAAUGGCUGAAAGUUCCUUCAAAGAAGGAAGAAACAUCAACCUCUACAAUCAUGCAGGAGGUCCAAAAAAAGGAAGAGGAGCCUACAUCUAGUGACACAUUUGGAUUUCCUAUAGUGGAUGUUCCAAAGAUGGCCUUUGUGCAGGCAGAGAGCACGUUAUCACACAAGAGGAAAAGUAAUCUAGGCAACUCAUUUCAGGCAAAGAGAGCUCGCCUUAACAAGAUCACUGGUUUAUUGGCAUCCAAAGCUGUUGUUGCAGAUGGUGCUGAAAAAAAGGAAGGCAACAAAGAAACAGCUCCAGUCCUGGAGCAGGAGAUUUCACCUAAACCACAAAUUCAGAAAAAAAAUGAAGCUGAUAUUAGCAGUUCUGCCAACAUUCAGAAACCUGCACUGUUAUCCUCAACUUUGUCUUCAGGAAAGGCUCGCAGCAAGAAAUGCAAACAAGAAUCUGGAGAUUCUUCUGGGUGUAUAAAGCCCCCUAAAUCACCACUUUGCCCAGAAUUAAUACAAGUCGAGGAUUUGACGCUGGUCUCUCAGCUUCCUUCUUCUGUGAUAAAUAAAACUAGUCCAUCACAGCCACUGAAUUCCCCUAGAUCCUACAAACAUAGCCAACGGAGAAGAAGAUCACAGCGUUUAGCCACUUGCUCGUUGCCUGAUGAUUCUGUAGAAAAAGUUUCUUCUCCCUCUCCAGUUACUGAUGGAAAAGUGUUCUCCAUCAGUGCUCAAAAUCAACAGUCAUCAAAAUUGGAGGUACCUGAUGUUGCUCAUAUGUCACUUGAGAAGCGUGGACCCUGUCUCCCUCUUGAUUUAAGCCGUAGUUCGGAAGUCACAGCACCACUGUCCACAGAAUCCACUUUCCGUAAUGAGUAUCCCAGUAAAGACAAGGAAGAUAUUCAGAUGAUUACAUAUCUUUCUUCCAAAGCAGUAACUGAUGGAAGAAUAGCUACAACAGCGUCAGGAGCAGUGAGAGUGGAAAGAAAAGGAAAACUGGAAGAGAAGAGUUCCACAACAUAUGGUAAAAAGAAAGAAAAGGAAAAGGAGAAAAAAGAGAGAAAAGAAAAAGAUCAUAAAUCAAAACAGAAAAAGAAGAAGAAAAAGAAGAAGAAAUCUAAACAGCAUGAUUAUUCAGAUUAUGAAGAUAGUUCCGUUGAAUUCUUGGACAGGUGCUCUUCUCCAUUGACGCGGUCCUCGGGAAGCUCUCUGACUUUGCGCAGCAUGUUCUCAGAGAAGAAUACAUCAUACCAGUAUCCAAGAGCUAUCUUGUCUGUUGACCUUAGUGGAGAAAACCUUUCAGAUAUGGAGUUCCUGGAUGAUUCCUCUACAGAGAGUUUGUUGCUCAGUGGUGAUGAAUACAAUCAGGAUUUUGAUUCAACUAACUUUGAAGAGUCUCAGGAUGAAGAUGAUGCUCUCAAUGAAAUUGUUAGAUGCAUUUGUGAACUGGAUGAAGAAAAUGGCUUUAUGAUUCAGUGCGAAGAAUGCUUGUGUUGGCAGCACAGUGUAUGCAUGGGAUUGUUGGAGGACAGCAUUCCAGAGCAGUACAUCUGUUAUAUCUGCAGAGAUCCACCAGGUCAGAGGUGGAGUGCCAAAUAUCUUUACGAUAAAGACUGGCUAAACAAUGGACACAUGUGUGGCUUAUCAUUUUUGAAAGAAAACUACUCUCAUCUUAAUGCCAAAAAGAUUGUGUCAACACAUCACCUACUGGCAGAUGUAUAUGGUGUAACAGAAAUAUUGCAUGGACUGCAGUUGAAGAUUGGGAUAUUAAAAAAUAAACAUCACCCAGACCUUCAUCUCUGGGCUUAUUCAGGAAAGCGAAAAGAACAAGAACAAAUAACUCUUGGGGUAGAGAAAAAGAUGACUUUUCCACAUACUGUUAAUCCAACUGAAAGGACAUAUCACAGUCAAAACCAUAAAGAACCACCUAGUUUACCCCAGAAAAUGGAAGACACAUAUAUCACGAGUGAGCACAGUUACCAAAAGCCACAGAGUUUUGGUCAAGAUUGCAAAGCAGUCGCUGAACCUAUGAGCUCAGAUGAUGAAGAUACAAGUAGUUUUGAGGAAGACCAGGAAUUUUGUUCAGAGAACAAAAACUGUUUACAGUAUUCUUUUAAAGAUGACGGCAUGAAUGAGCAGAAGAAUUCUGCUGAAGGAAACACUGUGUUUGUUUGUAAUGAAAGAAAAGGCUCAGAGGAACAAGUGGAUACACAUCUUCAAUGGCAGCUAAAUCUCCUUACCCAUAUAGAGAAUGUACAGAAUGAAGUCACCAGCAGGAUGGACCUGAUUGAAAAGGAAGUUGAUGUUUUAGAAAGCUGGCUUGAUUUCACUGGAGAACUGGAGCCACCAGAUCCUUUAGCAAGAUUGCCUCAGCUGAAGCGACGUAUUAAACAGCUUUUACUUGACAUGGGGAAAGUACAGCAAAUAGCAACACUUUGCUCUGUAUGACAAAAGGAAGAAUAAAGAAAUAAAAAUAGGUUCUCUACGGUGAAUUUUAUUACUAGCCACAAGACUGAUAGGAAGACAGCAAAAAGCUGAGCAUUUAUAUUGUUCUUUGAUUAUUACAUUAAUAGCCUAAACUUUUAGGGAGUGGAGAGGAAACCUAGAGUAAGCAAUCUGUUAUACUGAAAAUCUACAUUUUCACAUCCAAACCUCAAAAUAUGAUGUAUUACAUACUGAGAAAUGUUAGUAUCUCAGUAUGAUAAACGAGGAAACUUCUGCAUACAGGAAAGCUGAACAAAAUCUGCAAAGAAUGGUUCUGCUAUUUUGAAACAUGUAGUGGAAAAUUCUAAAUCCGUGGAAUUCAGCUGACUAAAACUUUUUGAACUGCAUUUUUACAAAAUUCUUAUCAGUAAAAGACACAAAGAGAUCUGCAUCCUCUCUACAAGAAAAGUUUUUAGAUUAUUUUCUUUUCUCGUGAAUAUUCAGGAAAGUGAGCAUAUUAGCUUUGAUUUUGAAAAAAGCUACUUGUCACGGUCUCCUUUUCAAAGUAUUUUUUUAAAUAGAAAAUUUUAUUACAGCACCCUUGGGCUCCUUUAAAACGUAAGUGGCAAACAAUGGUCACAUGUGCCAAAUAAUGUUACAACCACUGGAUUGAGAUUUUCAUUAUGGCUUACAUGAAGGUUUUUUCCGUAUUCCUACUUGGUGCCAGCAAUCCAUCCAGAAUUAUAUCUAGUUUAUAUUUUUUAUGUUCUGUGGGGAGUAUUCAGGAUUCAAAGUACAAUUUUUGUCCUGGGUAGUUCUGUUCUGGUGUUACUUCACCAUCCUCAGCUGGGAUGAGGAAAUGACAAGAGCAGUGAAACUCUCUGUGGCUGUCAGUGUACUCAACCACUAGAAUAAAUAUUGCAAUAUACAUUAUACAAGAUUUAUUUUUUUGGAAAAAAAAAAAAAAGACAAAAAAAAAAAAACAAAACAAACAAAACAAAACAAACAAAAAAAAAAAAACAAGAAAACUUCCAGCUUCAGUAAAUGCAACAUCAUGAAACCAAAGGCAACCUAGCUGCUCUGUUAGCUUCUGCUGGUUUUUGAGCCCAGGACUUUCCCUGUGCUUAUAAGUUGCCGCUGUACCCAGUGCUACGUACAUACUUGUAUGUGUAUGUGUAUACAUACACAAAUACAUUUAUACAUAGUAUAUACAUUUAUAUCUACACAUCUAUUUUUUUUCAAUAGAUUAUAAGAACUGGUGGUUAACAUAAAACGUUACCUUUUAACAAACAGUUUCUAAAAUUGAAAAUAAUGUAUGUACAGGUUUUGAAAUUUGUAAAAUAUGACUGUUAGAAGGAGGCUAUUUAACUGAUGACAAAGAUACUUGAACAUUUUAUGCCUCACAUCUGUUUAUCAGUUCUAGUUAUCUGUAUAAAUGCAUUUUAGAACCGAUAGACAGUAAACUUGAAUUUACCUUUUGAUAAGAGUACAAGCCACUGUACAUUCAAAAAUUAUUUAAAUUUGCAAACACACUGUUCUAUAUGUAAGGUACUGUAUGUAAAACUGUUUAUUAAAACUAUUCUGCGUACUCUACAUUUUCAAUUUUUUUUCCUGAUCUACAUACAACUGUUGUUAUAAUGUACAGACAUCAGAAAUUCUUGGAAUGCCUUCUGAGGAUUCAUAAAAUUGAAAAAUGUGCCAAAGAUGGUUUAACUGGGAAAGACACUGCAACCUGUGCACUGAACUUUUAUGAUAAAAGCAUUAUUGAGUAGUGUGGCUGCUUAAAAAAAAAAAGAACCCAAAAACCUUCCCUGAUAUUUCUUGUCUGUCUCUCUUGUUUGAAUUUACCGCUUCUGAUGUGCAAAACAAAGUGUAAGCCCAUGUUACUGAGUGGUUGCUAUUCAAAACUUGCCACAUCAAGCUUGUAAGAGGUAUUGAAGAGCUAUGAUAACAUGGAAGGUGACUGUAGAAUCACAAUUAGCAACUUUGCAAUACAUCAGGAGGAGUUGUUGACAUUUUAAUAGCUGUUAAUAAAGAAAGUAUUCUGAUGUGUAACAUA
Molecule: messenger RNA, 5169 nt
Organism: Lagopus leucura (white-tailed ptarmigan)
Lineage: Eukaryota; Metazoa; Chordata; Aves; Galliformes; Phasianidae
Gene: PHF20L1
Product: PHD finger protein 20 like 1
Exons: 21
Coding region: 99-3134 (1011 amino acids)
Biological process (GO): regulation of transcription by RNA polymerase II
Cellular component (GO): NSL complex; nucleus
Source: RefSeq, a predicted model, not a curated record